This is a messenger RNA of Penaeus monodon (black tiger shrimp), 585 nucleotides long. RefSeq lists its product as uncharacterized. The transcript has a single exon. The coding region runs from base 1 to 585 and encodes 194 amino acids. Lineage: Eukaryota; Metazoa; Arthropoda; Malacostraca; Decapoda; Penaeidae. The record is from RefSeq and is a predicted model, not a curated record.
AUGGGGAUAUGGCGGUCCUCCAUGGUAAAGGGAGGCAACGUGGGGAUCGGGGGAACAGGGGAAGCAGUGGGGCUAGGCGGUUCCCCCAUGGAUAAGUGGAAGCAGCAGGGUGGAUUGGGGGAGCAGGUGGAACAGUGGUGGAUAUGGGGGGUUUUCCCCACGGAUAAAAGGGAAGCAGCAGGGGUGGUUUUCGGUGGAACGGUGGAACGUGGGGGUUGGCGGUUUUUCCCACUGGUAAAGGGGAAGCGCAGGUGGAUUCGGGGAAAAAAGGGGAAAGCGGGUGGUAUGGCGGUUUUCCCAGGGAUAAAGUGGAGGCAGCAUGGGGAUUCGGUGGAACAGGGGGAAGCAGGGUGUUGGCGGUUCCCCAGGAUCAAGUGGAAGCAGCAGUGGGGAUCGGGGGAAACAGGGGGAAAGCAGUGGGGAUAUGGCGGUCCUCCAGGCUCAAGUGGAAGCGCAGUGGGGAUUCGGUGGAAAGGUGGAAAAGCAGGGGUGGCUAUGGCGGUUUUUCACGGAUCAAGUGGAAGCGCAGUGGGGUUUGGGUGGAAAGGUGGAAGCAGUGGGGAUAUGGCGUUCCCUCCACGGUAA